Molecule: messenger RNA, 2826 nt
Organism: Haplochromis burtoni (Burton's mouthbrooder)
Lineage: Eukaryota; Metazoa; Chordata; Actinopteri; Cichliformes; Cichlidae
Gene: rnf183
Product: ring finger protein 183
Exons: 2
Coding region: 1655-2617 (320 amino acids)
Biological process (GO): protein ubiquitination
Molecular function (GO): ubiquitin protein ligase activity
Source: RefSeq, a predicted model, not a curated record
CUUGUUUGCUCGUCUGGUUUUAUUUUCAGGAAAGUCACAAUCGGAAGAAGAAGUUUUAAUGUCAGAAAGGCCUCUGGUUUGUAAGGAGCGUAUUUUAUUUGAUUGUUUAAGCCAAAACAAGGCGUAUUACGCUACCUGGCAAAGGAAUGCUGACUUUUAUGUGCGUUCAUGUUUUUAUUAUAUAAAGCGUGACGUAUUUUCAGAAGAUUGUUGAGCUGUUUGACAAACACAACUCUACGAUGUGCAGUUGUGCUGCACUGUUAAUCUUCAGACUCAGAGUAGUUUAUUGAUCCAUAAGGGAAAAUAUUUUGGUUACAGUGCUCCAGUACAAACAGUAACAAAGACAGACAAUACACAAAGUAAGAAAUGGCACAAUAUAUACAUACAUAUAAGUCACUUAUUGAUAAAUAGCUGAAUAAGAAAGAAGAGCAUGAUGUGCAAAAGGGUGCAGCUAUUGCAGUAAACAGUGUGUUAAGUUGUACAGGGAGCCACAGGCAGGAGUGAGUUCCUGUGUCGGUCAGUGGUGCUUUUUGGUCAUCUCAGUCUCUCACUGAACGUGCUCCUGUGACUGGCCAGCACGUCAUGGAGUGGGUGGGAGGAAUUAUCCAACAUUGUCUUUAUCUUGGACAACAUUCGCCUCUCCGAGACCACCUUAAGAGAGUCCAGCUCCAUCCCUACAACAUUGCUGGCCUUGCGGAUCAGUUUGAGUCUGUUAGUAUCAGCAACCCUCAAUCUACUCCCCCCAGCAUGCUACGGCGUAGAGGGUUGCACUGGCCACAACAGACUCAUAGAAAAUCCUGAGCAUUUAAUGUCAAAGACUUGAAUCUGGUAGUUAUUGUCUCGAGCUGUGCGGCUCACAGGCCAGAGUGAGUACCUGCGGGCCUGUGGAGUGAGGAAAAGCUAUGUAGCUGAUCUUGUUUGAGUUGUAAAACCAUGAAGUGACAAGACUGUGGCAGAGGAAUGACAAAUAUGACAUGCUGAUAUGCUGUAUGUUCACAAAGAUGCAUUGUCAUCCUCUUUAUGGAGCCAGAGUGGAAUUUUCCUGACGGUGACUGUUGUCUGUCAUGACUUGUAUCACACUAAGAAUCAGAAACAGCGAGACAAGACGUGCUUCUAUCAUGUGAUGCUACAGGUACCUGAUCUGAUAUGUGACACGGGGUUAGUCUGCACACGAGGGAGACAUUAGUUUGAUUCUCUGGGGUGCAAUGUCAUUUUCAUGCAUCUUCUUUCAGUGUGAGUGGCCACAUGGGGUCAUUUAAGUAAAUAACUAAAGUAUCUAUAAAGUCCACAGAGAGAGAAACGAAUGAAAACAAUAGCAGCUGGUUGAACUGGUCUGACGAGAAAAAGGAGGGCGGGAGGAAGUGUGGCAAAGGGGGGAGGGUUCAGAGGAGGAGGAGACAAUGCUGAGUCCUCAAUUAGAAAAGUAGAUAUAAGAGCAAAGAUAAGAACAGAAGAGGGAAGCAGGGAGCUCAAAACAAUCACUGUUUUUAGUUAUGACGUUUAGUCAUGAGCAGUGUUGACUGCACUGACACGACUGGAUUACAUGUCAGAUCAACUCUGACGAACUGAUCCCGCAGUCAUCUACCUCACAGCUGUUGGGAAACUGGUAGGAGUCGAAUUCCAGACGGCACUUUACCUCUGACAUCACUCCAAUAUGAGUGAUGGUGGGGAGGGAAACAGCAGGGCCGAAGAGAGCCAUGGAGCCAGGCAGCCCCAGGCCCCUAACGUCAAACCCAAACUCGGACAGAAUGACAGGAACAGCAAGGAGGAGCACCGGAAAAAAGAGAAAUCAUCAAGAGUGAGGAGAUCGAGGAGUUCUGACUCUGAGAGGACGGAAAGAGGGAGGAGAAGAGAGUCAGACAGGAACCGUGGAGAAAGGAGGCAUCGUGGAAGGAGCGAGGAGGGCCGUGGGCGGCGCCAGAGAGACGGAGAGAGCGAUCGGAGAAGGAUGAAACCCCCUGAAAAUGACGUGGAGGACACAGAGUGCGCUGUGUGCUUCUGCACUUACGAUAAUGUCUUCAAGACCCCAAAGCUGCUGGCAUGCGGGCACACCUUCUGUCUGGAGUGCCUGGCUCGCAUCAACGUCACCUCACCUGAGCUCAAGACCCUGUCCUGCCCCGUGUGCCGAGAGGUGACUGAGCUCCCUCGCGGCCGGGACCUGCCCCGUCUGGGAAACAAUCGGGACAUCAUCAGCAAACUCCCUUCAGAUAUGCAGCGGGCGCUGUCCAUCCGCUUUAAGCGCAGCCAGGGUAAGCUGAUGCUGAAGAACCCUCCUCCCAACAGCCCGAGCAGGCCUAAUGUCGUCAGUCUGCCUACCAAGAGUCAAGACACUCAGGUGGCACCAAGCAGGAACCUCCAGCUAAGUGCAAUGGAGCAGGGGAUCACCCCGACCACUGUGGUGGAUGUAGGCAGACCUCCGAGCAGGAUGAGAGGUCGCCUGCGCAGGAUGUUCCGUUCAGAUCAGUGCUACUACGCAGUGGUUGCGACCAUCAUCACCAUCACUGUGGCGCUCAUGCUGGUGGGAAUUCUGGCUUUUGUGAUCAUACCCACUGUGUCCUUGAACAACGUUCGCCCCCCACGUCCACAAUCAAACAACACUUCACAGCAAAAUCCAUGAACUAGAGAUGCGUCCAUGUCAAGGACAGGACUGUGGAGGGUGUGGGUGGGGUGAUGAAGUGGACAAGGAGAGAGAAUCACACAAAGCUUCCAGUGACCCUUGUUCCACUUUGCACACCUUGUGUUUAUAAUGGUGAAGUACAAACUGAGCUCCUUCAAGCUUGGGUCACGUGGAGAAAUGAAGGAAAACCAGGAGAGCAACAUUUUUUU